This is a messenger RNA of Acipenser ruthenus (sterlet), 1324 nucleotides long. RefSeq names its product heterogeneous nuclear ribonucleoprotein H3-like. Gene Ontology annotation, molecular function: RNA binding. The transcript has 11 exons. The record is from RefSeq and is a predicted model, not a curated record. Bases 86 to 1288 code for a protein of 400 amino acids. Gene Ontology annotation, cellular component: nucleoplasm; ribonucleoprotein complex. Gene Ontology annotation, biological process: regulation of RNA splicing. Lineage: Eukaryota; Metazoa; Chordata; Actinopteri; Acipenseriformes; Acipenseridae.
CACAGCCUCUCGCGAGAGUAAGCGUUAAAUACAUCGUUUCUAGCUUGGCUCUUGUGCGAGGAGUUGCUGUGGAGAAGCAGAAGAAAUGCCUUUGCAUGAUGAAGGGUUUGUGGUGCGCAUCCGUGGCUUGCCUUGGUCUUGCACACAGGAAGAAGUUGCAGGAUUUUUCUCAAAUUGCAGUAUUGUCGGUGGGAUAAAUGGAGUGAGUUUUACUUUUUCUAAAGAAGGACGGCCAAGUGGAGAAGCUUUUAUUGAACUGGAGACAGCAGAAGACCUCAAAAUUGCACUAGCGAAGGAUCGCAAAUACAUGGGGCAUAGGUAUAUUGAGGUCUUUAAGUCAAACAGCAGCGAGCUGGACUGGGUGUUACAGCGGUGCGGUCCAAAUGAUUAUGACAGUUGUAGUGGGUGUCUGGUGCGGCUCCGAGGGCUCCCCUUUGGCUGCAGCAAGGAAGAGAUUGUUCAGUUCUUUUCAGGGUUGAAAAUCGUGCCAAAUGGGAUAACAUUGCCGGUGGACUACCAGGGGAGAAGCACAGGGGAAGCCUUCGUGCAGUUUGCUUCAAAGGAGAUAGCAGAAAAAGCACUGGGGAAACACAAGGAAAGGAUAGGGCACAGGUACAUUGAAAUAUUCAAGAGCAGCCGGAAUGAAAUCCAGGUGUAUUCCGAGCUGCCCCGGAGGAUUCUGGCACAGAGGCCUGGACCCUAUGACAGGCCGCUGGCGGGACGCGGAGGGAUUUUCAGCCCCGGACCCGGGAGAGGAGGAGGAGGAGGUGUGUUAGAUCAGAUGCGUGCUGGUGGAGGAUACAGUGGUGGUUAUGGUGGACUUGACAACUUCAAUGGCUACAGUAAUUUCUGCUUUGGCAAUGGUAUGUUCGAUGACAGGAUGAGGACUGCAAGAGGCCGAGGUGUUGGUCAUGGUUAUGGUGGAGGAGGAGAUGCCAGUUCUGGUGUUCACAGUGGCCACUUUGUGCACAUGAGAGGGCUUCCUUUUCGAGCCACAGAAAGAGACAUUGCUCAUUUUUUCUCUCCAUUAAAUCCUGUAAGACUGCAUGUUGAUGUGGGACCCAAUGGCAAAUCCACUGGUGAGGCAGAUGUGGAAUUUGCAACACAUGAAGACGCUGUAUCCGCCAUGUCUAAAGACAAAAAUCGCAUGCAGCAUCGUUACAUUGAGCUGUUUCUGAAUUCAACGUCUAGUGUUGGUUCUAAAAUGGGUCGGGGUAGAGGUGGCUACUUCAGCAGUUCUGGAGGCAUGGGAAAGGGAGUGGGCAGUGGGCUGCGAAGGACGUUUUAAAAAGAGAAUGGACCCCUAUCAUUUUCAGAGACGGGG